Messenger RNA from Mesitornis unicolor (brown roatelo), 928 nucleotides. RefSeq names its product poly-U binding splicing factor 60KDa (gene PUF60). The annotation marks the transcript as partial. The record is from RefSeq and is a predicted model, not a curated record. NCBI's taxonomy places the organism in Eukaryota, Metazoa, Chordata, Aves, Mesitornithiformes, Mesitornithidae. Gene Ontology annotation, cellular component: precatalytic spliceosome; catalytic step 2 spliceosome. Gene Ontology annotation, biological process: mRNA splice site recognition; regulation of alternative mRNA splicing, via spliceosome; alternative mRNA splicing, via spliceosome. The transcript has 7 exons. Gene Ontology annotation, molecular function: RNA binding.
GGUACGGAGUCCAUUAAGAUGGAGAACGGCCAAAGCACGGCGGCGAAGCUGGGGCUUCCUCCCCUCACACCAGAACAGCAGGAAGCUCUCCAGAAAGCGAAGAAGUACGCGAUGGAGCAGAGCAUCAAGAGCGUGCUGGUGAAGCAAACCAUCGCCCACCAGCAACAGCAGCUCACCAACCUUCAGAUGGCAGCAGUGACAAUGGGCUUUGGAGAUCCUCUCUCACCUUUACAAUCGAUGGCAGCGCAGAGGCAGCGCGCCCUGGCCAUCAUGUGUCGUGUGUAUGUGGGCUCCAUAUACUACGAGCUGGGAGAAGACACCAUUCGCCAGGCCUUUGCCCCGUUUGGACCUAUAAAAAGCAUUGAUAUGUCCUGGGACUCUGUUACGAUGAAACACAAGGGUUUUGCUUUUGUGGAAUACGAGGUACCUGAAGCCGCUCAGCUGGCCUUGGAGCAGAUGAAUUCUGUCAUGCUGGGAGGAAGAAACAUAAAGGUUGGGAGACCCAGUAACAUCGGGCAGGCACAACCAAUUAUCGACCAGCUUGCAGAAGAGGCCCGGGCCUUCAACCGCAUCUACGUGGCCUCUGUUCAUCAGGACCUGUCCGACGAUGACAUCAAGAGCGUGUUUGAGGCCUUUGGGAAGAUUAAAUCCUGCACGCUGGCCAGGGAUCCCACGACGGGGAAACACAAAGGCUAUGGUUUCAUCGAAUACGAGAAAGCGCAGUCUUCUCAAGACGCUGUUUCCUCCAUGAACCUCUUUGACCUCGGGGGUCAGUACCUCCGGGUUGGGAAAGCCGUGACUCCUCCGAUGCCUCUCCUGACGCCCGCUACGCCGGGAGGGCUGCCUCCUGCAGCAGCCGUCGCCGCAGCCGCUGCCACGGCCAAGAUCACAGCACAGGUAAGGCAGGGGCUGCUGCGACUCAGCCGAG